GGAGAAUUCAUCGUAUUUCUAGUGUCUGUUGUCCUUCUUUUAUUUUGACAGGAUGUGGCUUCGAGGACUUUAUAUGAAAAGAUUUUCCAUCGUAUUGCAAGUGUCUCUUUUCUAUCACUUUCUUUUUGAAGCUGAGUGCUUGUCGCUAGAAAUAAAGGGAGGACAAAGCAAGUUCACCUUUGCUGAAGGUGUGAUGUCGGACAUUCUAUUCUAUGUUAAUAAUAAUAAUAGAAACAACAGUGGAAUUACCCUGUAUGUAUCUAAAGACGGACAAAGGCAGGAUGCUAAUGUCUGCAAGUACGUACUGACAAACACUACCUGUGUCAAUCACAGUCUGAGCUGUGAGUGUCACACAAACUCAUCAGAAGGCAGAGUUGAAUACAUCUUUCAGAAGAAGUUUCAGGUAAACGACAGCGGCGAGUGGGUCUUUGAAGUUUGGGAUAGAGGUGUCAGUACCUCUGUUUACAUCACUGUACAAGAUAUUCAGUCAACAAUGGCGCCGACUCUGGCUAAGCUCAGCACCAGUCGCCAAAGAUCAACUUCCACUACCUUUACAUCGACAACACAAAACCGACACAACACAUGCCAACAUCAGAAGGUUCUCCACACCCUACAGACAGUAGACCUACUGAUGUCUGGUACAUGGCCGCCAUUGUCCUCGCCACUUGUCUCUCUGCUACUGUCACUGGUGUCUUUGCCUACAUCAUCCUGGAGGUGCCUCCAUAUUCAUCGAAUGAGACAAAACUCGAAAGUUCUUGCUCGUAAGUUACCGUCAUGAAUUUUUAAAAAAGUAGAAUAAUCAGAGUAUUAAUCAUCCACCCUAUAAAGGUACUGUUUUAAGCUCUCUGAUUUACUUUAUCACCAAUGUGACAUCAUUUCUUUUCGCAGCCUUCAUCAGAGUUUCUAAGUCUUGUUUUAUCAGCACCAGAUUAUACGAAAAGUUCGUUUUAGUGUAAACAAUUUCAGAAAAAUAACAGUAAUAAGAAAGGAUUUGGUGUCAUAGCUAUAGUUUACGCAAAGUGUAGAAAGCCACAAGCAAUCCACCACACAGAGGAACUUACAGAAAAAUGUAGCUCGGCAAAUGGAUGACAAUAAAACUAGAAGAGAUAGAAAGAGAUACAGAAAAAUCUGAAAAUUGCAAUAUUUAUAGUAUUAAUGGUAAGCGCAUGGCCACAGUAUGAUAACAUCACUAUGAUUCCAGGGGACGAGGGUUAUCCUCCCUGACACGUAGUAGUAAGCCAGGGUUGUCUCCCCUAGACGUCCGUUAGUAUGUAUGUGUAGUGGUGAGUAUGAGUUAUAAAAUGCGUGGAUAAUGUUUACGGAAUAUAUUAUUGUGAACUGUGUAUGCUUUUUUCGAAGAAGCCAGCGUGGCCAAGAGACG
Pomacea canaliculata is the source of this 1381-nucleotide messenger RNA. RefSeq lists its product as uncharacterized. The transcript is spliced from 5 exons. Bases 53 to 778 code for a protein of 241 amino acids. Lineage: Eukaryota; Metazoa; Mollusca; Gastropoda; Architaenioglossa; Ampullariidae. The record is from RefSeq and is a predicted model, not a curated record.